Messenger RNA from Drosophila elegans, 1545 nucleotides. RefSeq names its product exosome complex component RRP45 (gene Rrp45). Lineage: Eukaryota; Metazoa; Arthropoda; Insecta; Diptera; Drosophilidae. Gene Ontology annotation, cellular component: nuclear exosome (RNase complex); cytoplasmic exosome (RNase complex). Bases 94 to 1344 code for a protein of 416 amino acids. Gene Ontology annotation, biological process: U1 snRNA 3'-end processing; nuclear polyadenylation-dependent mRNA catabolic process; U5 snRNA 3'-end processing. The transcript has 4 exons. The record is from RefSeq and is a predicted model, not a curated record.
GCACGAUGUGGCAACGCCGCCUUAGUUGUCUGCACGUUUUUGAAAGCCGGCCAAUCUGAUUCCAAAACAAAGGAAAUCCUUUAAAAAUCCAGGAUGUUUAUGAACUCCAACCUUUUUGAACCGGGCAAAUCGAAGCCGGAGCGGAACUUUAUCCAAUUGGCGGUGAAGCAGAACCAGCGCUUCGACGGCCGGCGCUCCAACGAGUGUCGCGAUGUGGAGGUGGCCUUCGGCGAGGAUUGGGGCACUGUGGCGGUGUCCCUUGGCGAUACGAAGGUCCUGACCCACGUGUCCUGCGACCUGGGAGCACCGACCACAUCCCGGCCCAACGAGGGCAAGCUCCAGCUGAACGUGAACCUCGGCGGCGUGGCUUUCUUAGACGAAGUGCAGACCACACAUGAGCAGCGAUCCCUCACCUUGAAUUCCCUGCUCGAGAGGACCUUUCGCAGCUCCAGGUGCGUCGACCUGGAGUCCUUGUGCGUGGCUGCCGAGCAGCAUGUUUGGUGCAUUCGCGUGGACAUCAAUGUGCUCAAUCACGACGGGAAUCUUUAUGAUGCCAGCACCAUAGCCACCUUGGCUGCGUUAAUGCAUUUCCGUCGACCAGAUGUGACGUUUGCUGACGAUGAGCUGCGUAUUUAUACGGAAAAGGAGCGGGAAUUCAUUCCCCUGCUAUUCCUCCACUAUCCCGUGAGUGUCACCUAUUGCAUUUACAAGAGCAGCAACCAGCCAAUUGUGGAUCCCACGCUGCUCGAGGAGAACGCCGCCGAUUCGGUGAUUGUACUGAGCUUCAAUUCGUACCAAGAGUUGUGCACACUGAAUGCCGGAGGCACUGCACCCACGAAUGUCCGGACCAUUAUGCAAUGUGCCCGCAAUGCGGCGAUUCGGGCCAAGGCCCUGGUAGAUUUCAUACGCAAAGCCCUGUCGCUGGACGAAGAGCGUCGGUUGCAGGGCAGUCGAUUGAUCCAGGGACUGGCGGCUCUCAUCGGGGAAACGCCAUACAAGCUGAGCUUUAGCAAGUUGAUGGGCCAGCAAAAGCUGGAACUGCAGCCGUCGCUAAAUGACAAAAUGGAGGUAGAUAACAAAUCCAUUUCAAAGCCGGAGGUCGAGGAGAUGCAGGCAAUGGUAGAGCCGUCCAAACCGGAGACAGUGAUAGAUACCCCCAUGGACACCAGCAGUUGGCUGCCCCAGGAUGAGGACUCCCAGGAACUGCCCAUGCCCGCAGAGGCAUCCACGUCGAAGGCAGGCAAGGGUAAACCAACUCAGAGCAAAAGCAAGGCCAACAAAAAAAAACUGGCGAAGAGACAAAAUCAAAGCGACUCGGAGGAGGAAGCCAAGCAAGUCAUCUAGCCGAUAUGAUAAUCGUGUAGUUAAGUGAAAAUGCUUUCUAUUAAGUUUUAUUUAGGCUUAAAUGUAUGGCUAAAAUCAGUCUAGGCUUUAACAGAAAUCGUGUAAUGUGGAAUUCCAAUUGAUGUUUGGAAACGAUGUUCGUCUUAGUUAGGCUUAAACUAGAGCUCUAAAUAUAUUUUCAACCCGCCUGGGCAAACGAGA